UUGAUCUUUUUUCUUGCAAGUUCGCAAGUUAUGCAUGCGCCCGCUCGUUCUGAGCGCCAAUCCUCCGAAUGCAUAAUUUACCAGUGCGUGCCUUUCGACUGGCAGCAUUUGGCUUACAGAAAACACCCUUAGCGACACGUCCCGGUAGACUUUUUCACGCCUCAACCCGCGUAAGAGCUGCAGACGAUAGCAGCAACAGUGCUCCCAAAGACGGCGGGGAAAACCCCGAGAAUGAAACACAGACUUCAGAGGGUGACAGGGCGGAGGAGAACACACCUGGAGAGAACCUCUUCACGACAACUGAUGAGAGUUAUGGUCGUAAGAGAGCCGGGAACGGCUUGAGGACACGUACCACUAGGAAUCGCAAGCCUGAGGAGCUCCCCCCUGUGAAUCUGCCGAAGUCGUUUCUCUCUAGGGCUGUCUGCCGGUUUGAGGAUAUAAAUGCGAGCACCAGACUGAGUAGCAUAGAUGAAAGGGAUGCGCGUAUCAUUCUGGAGAAUGCAUUACUUGAUACAAAACCAGACUUCAAGUUUGAAGAGCACAUUGCUUACAUACUCGAAGCUGCGGCUUGGACUGAGGAAACCUUGAGUGAAAUCCUCGAGACUCUAAAAUCUGGUAUCGGCCUAGAUGAAAAUUUGAUCCAUAAAAAGGGCGAUAUCCUGGUGGCUGCCGCUUUCUGGUCUGCGCUUAGAUCAGCCCGUGUGAUCCACGGAGUCGAGACCGUAGAUGAACUGUUCGAACAGAAUUCAAUUUCGAGCUCUGGGAAUCUAUUUACGACUCUUAAUUACACGCAGCUGUUUGGGAAAAAGCGUCGAACACCACAUCCGAGCCAGGCCAAGGAGAUAAUCCAACGUGCGGUGGACGACUACGGUCUACAAGAACAUCCCGUCUCCUGGUUCUCACCCACCUUAAUUAGCGAGAUAACAACUUUUCUUCGCGCUGACUUAUUAGUCAAAGCUCCGAAGAAUGUGAAGAGUACAGAACUACGCCGCCCCAUUACUCUUCUCAACUUCUCUGACUACUCGGGAUAUUCCAUACCCCACGAUGUCGUCCGUCAUAUUGCUCAUAAGCUGGAGGCUGAUGUCCUGCACUUGAGAGCCGUUGAUAUUGCACAUAUCGUGGGAGAUUAUCUUGGCCAAGAUGCUGUUAGAGCUUCUGGAGCAGUCUCGCAAUUGGGGUAUAAAGCUGCGAUAAAUAAUGGAAGGCAACCCAAGAAUGGGAACGAAUUAGAUGCUUUCAAGCAAUCCUUGACCGUCUUUUCAAUUUUGUUGGACCGUGGUAGGGGUAAGAAAGAUGAUAGGAAAUCCACAACGGACGAACUACUAUACUCAUCGUAUCGCGGAAAGAACGAAGACUUGAAAAUCAACACGGCUUUAGAGGAGCUAAUCCAUUCCGCCGAUUCGGAAUCUACUGAGCAAAGGCCGCUCAUUGUUCAUGUUGAUGACUUUAAUGCACUUAAUAUGGACUUGGAGUGUGGUGCCAUGAUCAUAAGCAAGAUUCGAAAAAUCGUCGAUGGACUUUGGGCAGAAGGUAGAAAAAUUGCUCUAGUGGGCACCUCUUCGACUAGAGGUGCGCCGAGAGAAUAUUUGGCCGCACUAAGAGAACUUGAAUCGACAGAACGAAUAAUACAUCUUAGUACGGUUUCUUCGUCAGAAACGUAUACGUCGUCGCGCAUAGACUUAAGUGUAAGGCGAGUUACGUCCGACAUGAAGCGCGAUGCUUUAGAAAAGAAGGACUACAUUAGGGAAAAUGAUGGCAACAUUACGAAGGUAUUGUCAUCAAUGGUCGAGCAUCCUUCAGAUGCUACGAUAGCGACUACUGGAGAAAUAGGGCUGGAUGGGUUGCAUAGGAAUAAGUUACCAAUACCAUGGACAAAUAGCGUAUUACCGCUUAAUGAGGUAUAUCGCAUUGCUACUAUGAUGAUUGGCCAUCCUAAAACCACGAAUCCCUCAGAUGUGCUCAGCACCAAAUCUGUAGAAAAAGUCAUAUCUUUCAUCAACAAUAUCGAGGAUUCGAAGGAAGAGUCUUCCAAGACUGUAACUUCUGCAGAUGACCAAGAAAGCUUUAACCCAUCGGCGAGCAUAUUCCCAGGCGCAGAAUUCGACCAUGUAGAAAGACUCGAGUCAGGUCUUAUAAACGCGCAAAACAUCCGUACAACAUUUAACGAUAUCCACGCGUCGAAAGACACGAUCGAAUCAAUCAAAAUGCUUACCACGCUCUCCCUCAUCCGCCCGGAAGCUUUCUCCUACGGCGUCCUCGCCACGGAUAGGAUUCCUGGAUGUCUACUCUACGGCCCUCCGGGCACGGGUAAAACGCUACUAGCGCAGGCGGUGGCCAAGGAGAGCGGAGCCAACAUGAUCGAGAUUAGCGACGCCACCAUUAACAACAAGUACGUGGGUGAGAGCGAGAAGACGGUGAGGGCGCUGUUCCAACUAGCCAAGAAAAGGGAGCCGCUAGUGAUCUUCAUCGACGAGGCGGACGGGUUGCUAGGGAGCCGCGGAAGCGAAAGGGGGCUCGGAAGCGGGAUCCCGAGAAGAGAGACGAUCAACCAGUUCCUGAGGGAAUGGGACGGCAUGGAGAAGACAAAGGCGUUCAUCAUGGUGGCUACGAACAGGCCGUUCGACCUGGACGAGGCGGUGCUACGGCGCCUACCCCGGAAGCUGCUGAUCGACCUCCCGACGGAGGCGGACCGGGCGGCGAUCCUGAGGAUCCACCUCAGAGGAGAGGAACUCGACCCGCAGACGGUGUCGAUCGAAGACCUCGCGAAGAGAACGCCGCUGUACUCCGGGUCCGACCUCAAGAACGUGUGCGUGGCGGCGGCGAUGGCGGCGGCCAAGGAAGAGCUGGAGCUGGAGGAGCAGCAGCUGAAGCAACAGCAGACGGAGACCGAGGAGAGUAGUACUAGCAGCAGCAGCCACGAUCCCGACGGUCGGAUGAAGAGGCGCGUCCUCCAGGCGCGCCACUUCGACAAGGCGCUCCGGGAGAUCGCGGCUAGCGUCAGCGAGGACAUGGCAACGCUGACGGCGAUCCGGAGGUUCGACGAGAAGUACGGCGACGGGGGGUCGGCUAGGCACCGCAGGGGGAAGGGGAUGGGGUUCCAGAUCGUGCCCGAGGGCGCGGGGGUGGGGGAUGGUAGGGUUAGGGGUGGUCGGUGAUUAUAUAACUACAGGUACCUAUGUAGGUGCCGACUUGCCUGAAUAUUACGUAGGCUGCUAGUUACGUAUGGAUAUCAAUGAGGUCACGAACUACAUCGUAUGCGACUCGAUUUAUGGCUUAUAUGGGUGUUUGCUACGAAGUAAGGCUGUGUAUAACUGUCUAUGCCCCUUUUCCCUCUUACAAUCUAUCAUUGUGCUUCCGACUUAUUCCUUUGCCUGUAUCUUGGGGUUUCCCUCUACUGACGAGCACGGGGCUAGGUAGCUAUGUUGUCGAUGUAGCUUUGAUUGUCUGGAUUCUAUGUAACCCAUCAUGCAGCCUCAUCUUUCAACCCCGA
Molecule: messenger RNA, 3490 nt
Organism: Annulohypoxylon truncatum
Lineage: Eukaryota; Fungi; Ascomycota; Sordariomycetes; Xylariales; Hypoxylaceae
Product: AAA-domain-containing protein
Exons: 1
Coding region: 69-3155 (1028 amino acids)
Cellular component (GO): mitochondrial outer membrane
Molecular function (GO): ATP hydrolysis activity; ATP binding
Source: RefSeq, a predicted model, not a curated record